Molecule: messenger RNA, 391 nt
Organism: Salvelinus fontinalis (brook trout)
Lineage: Eukaryota; Metazoa; Chordata; Actinopteri; Salmoniformes; Salmonidae
Product: metallothionein A
Exons: 3
Coding region: 94-279 (61 amino acids)
Molecular function (GO): metal ion binding
Source: RefSeq, a predicted model, not a curated record
GCUAGCUAGAAAUUAAAAGCUGACAACACACCACUGACACCCAGCAAAACUACUACGAUCCAUUCGGAUAAAGAAGGGAGCCCAAACUGGAAAAUGGAUCCUUGUGAAUGCUCCAAAACUGGAUCUUGCAACUGCGGUGGAUCCUGCAAGUGCUCCAACUGCGCAUGCACCAGUUGUAAGAAAGCAAGUUGCUGUGACUGCUGUCCCUCCGGCUGCAGCAAGUGUGCCUCAGGCUGCGUGUGCAAGGGCAAGACUUGUGAUACCAGCUGUUGUCAGUAAGGCCUGUGUAUGACAUCACAAUGCAGUCCAUUCCCUAUGACUGAAGUUGUACCAUCUUGAGCAUAGAUUUUGUACAUUGUCAAAUGUAAGGCAAUAAAUUGCAUCUAACUUA